AUGUUGUUAAUUCUUGCUGUGGUUUUGUUUAGUGGCUGUUAUGCGUCAUUUCCACAUCGUAACUUGACAUGGAACGAUAUAAAUUUUGUUCAUACCACCGAUACCCACGGUUGGUACUCUGGACACAUCAACCAACCUCUUUACCAUGCCAAUUGGGGAGAUUUCAUUUCGUUUACUACACACUUGCGGAGAAUUGCCCAUAGCCGGAACCAAGAUCUUUUACUUAUAGACAGCGGUGAUCGCCACGAUGGUAAUGGCCUAUCAGAUAUCACCAGCCCCAAUGGCCUAAAAUCAACCCCUAUUUUCAUCAAACAAGACUAUGAUUUGCUAACUAUCGGAAACCACGAGUUGUAUCUUUGGGAAAACUCAAAACAGGAAUACGAAACUGUGGUUAACCAUUUUCAGGAUAAGUAUGUUUGUUCAAAUGUGGAUAUCAGACUAGACAAUGGCCUGUUUGUUCCCUUGGGGCUGAAGUACAAGUAUUUUACAACACCGAUUAGAGGGAUUAGAGUUUUGGCUUUUGGGUUUUUAUUCGAUUUCAAGAGGUUUAAUAGUGGUACUAGAGUGACGCCAAUGGCAGAAACCAUACACGAGCCGUGGUUUCAGGAGGCAUUAAAACAUGAAGUCGAUUUGAUUAUAAUUGUGGGUCACACACCCAUUUCCCAUAACUGGGGAGAGUUUUACCAGGUUCACCAAUACUUGCGUCAGUUUUUCCCUGAUACGAUAAUUCAGUAUUUUGGUGGACACAGUCAUAUUCGAGACUUUACCGUGUUUGACAGUUUGUCUACAGGAUUACAGAGCGGAAGAUAUUGUGAGACCGUUGGCUGGACAAGUGUUAAUUUAGAUAAAGCGGAUCUAAACCUUCCUGUUAGACAAAGAUUUUCGAGAUCGUAUAUUGAUUUCAAUACCGACUCAUUUAAGUACCACACCAAUUUAGAUAAAGAGUUUGAUACCGCCAAGGGGAAACUGGUUUCCAAGUUGAUUCGAGAAACACGCAAAGAGCUCAAGUUAGAUACCUUGAUAGGCUAUGUCAAGACAAACUAUUAUGUUGAUUACGUUCCCAUCGAUCACCCCAAAAGCAUUUUCAAUUUGUUGGCUCUGAAAAUUCUCAAAACAUUACCGAAAUCCAAACAUGAAGAGCGAAUUACAAUUAUCAAUACUGGCUCAAUCAGGUACGACUUGUACAAGGGGCCAUAUACUAUUGACUCCAAAUUUAUUGUCUCGCCCUUUGAAAACAUAUGGGUCAAUAUUACAGUGCCAAAAUCAGUUGCCACUAAAGUAGCAGCAAAACUAAAUGACGCCGACUAUAUCAGUGCCUCUCGAUUGAAACCACCUCAUCAAUACGAUUUGCAAGUCCAGGACUUGAGUACUUCCCCCCACCAAGCUCACUUUGAGAUGCAGGAAAAACUCCCCAAAGGUUAUGUCACUCAUGAUGACUUUGGGGCUGAUGGCGACGAUACGUUGCAUCGUGCCGUAGUUAAUUUCCCAGUACCCAAUGUUAUUCAGAGUGUGGAAAUCAACGAUGAGGUAGAUUCGCCUGUCAACCUUGUGUUUUAUAGUUUUAUCACGCCAAAUAUCAUCUGGGCAUUAAAAGAGUUGAAUUUCUCUACUGAACAAGUACCAACACCAUAUUCUGACAUUUACUUAGGUACAUUGCUAAACGAAUUUGUUGCCAACAAUAAGAUCUAA
Candida albicans SC5314 is the source of this 1689-nucleotide messenger RNA. RefSeq lists its product as uncharacterized. Gene Ontology annotation, molecular function: hydrolase activity. The coding region runs from base 1 to 1689 and encodes 562 amino acids. The transcript has a single exon. The record is from RefSeq and is a predicted model, not a curated record. Gene Ontology annotation, cellular component: cytosol. Gene Ontology annotation, biological process: nucleotide catabolic process. Lineage: Eukaryota; Fungi; Ascomycota; Pichiomycetes; Serinales; Debaryomycetaceae.